Molecule: messenger RNA, 685 nt
Organism: Sphaerodactylus townsendi
Lineage: Eukaryota; Metazoa; Chordata; Lepidosauria; Squamata; Sphaerodactylidae
Gene: MEIG1
Product: meiosis/spermiogenesis associated 1
Exons: 4
Coding region: 165-578 (137 amino acids)
Cellular component (GO): nucleus
Source: RefSeq, a predicted model, not a curated record
GUAGCGCAGCGCCCACCUCCCAUCUUGGCUCCUAUUGCUUAGAAUGAGACGGCGGAAAGGACGCCAACAGUUGCUAGGUUGCCGUGUAACCACUGCGACCCACAGUUUGAAAAAGAGACGCGGCGUGCGGUUCUAGUGGAGAAGCCGUUGUGAGGAGAGUUCAUAUGGACAAUCCCUUUGGGUUCAUGGAUCCUAAUGCUGUACCUUGUACAUCUUUCUCCUCUGGAAAGGCACAUAUGACAGAAGGGCCUAGUGUGUCCUGCAGCAGAGAAUCAGAAAGCCCUGAAGACAUCAAAUUAACAAGUAAUCUUUCUGAAGCCUGUGCUAUUAAGCCGAAAUCCAUACGUCGGGCCAAAGCAUGGUCAGAUGAAGUUGAGAAUCUGUACAGAUUUCAGCAAGCUGGAUACAGAGAUGAAAUUGAGUAUAAACAAGUGAAGCACGUUAGUGUGGUGGAAAGGUGGCCAGGAACAGGAUUUGUGAAGAAACUGCAGAGAAGAGACAAUACUUUCUAUUAUUAUGACAGGGAAAGAGAAUGUGCAGACAAAGAAGUCCAUAAAGUUAAAGUUUAUGCUUACUGAUUUUGGUUUGACUAGCUGGUUUUAUUUCUUUUUGUAGAGAAAAAUUUCCAGAAAUUGUUUUAGUUGUGAAUGAAUUCUAAAACAUUAAAUAGUGUUUUUUUCUGAAA